AUGAAUCAAAAAAAGGCAACUGUAAAAGAAUCGCUGAGUUACGCAAAGUUUAACAAAAAAAAACCUAUUGGAAUAAAAUUAAGAGGAAAAUAUUUAUUUAGAGCGGGUGUUAGAUUAGUUAUUGAAUAUAUUGAGUGGUUAAAAAAUGAAGACAAUGAAUUAUAUAAAAUAGAUGAUAAAUCUCUGAGUAUUAAAGACCGAUCAAUUCUUUUAACUGAACCUAAUUUUCGUAGCAAACAAGAAAAAAUUUAUAUAGUUGAUUUAAUUAAAAAAUUUAAUGCUUUCAAAAAGUAUCCAGACAAAGAAAGACAAUUGAUUGCUAAAGUCGUUUAUUAUAAAAAUUUUAAAUCUCAGCGUGUUAUUGUAAGACAAAAUCAUCCAGCUAAAUAUUUAUAUUUUAUUAUAAAAGGAGAAGUUGAAUUAAGUAAAAUUGAAAAAGAUAAUAUUACUGGAGACAUCAAAGAAAUAAAUGCUGGAGUUUUAGGACCUGGUGACAUGUUUGGUGAAGUAGCACUUCUUCAUUCCAUUUCACGGUCAACAACUGUUAUUUCUAAAACUUCUGUAGAUUUUUUUUGUCUUGAUAAAUCAGACUUUGACCAGCUAUUAAAAAAUUUUUUACUGCAAAAUUGGAAUGUAUUGCAAGAUGCGCUUGUUAAUUUUAAUUAUUUUAAAUCAUGGGAUGAUACUACUAUAAGAGAAUGUUGUGUUCUCAGUAAAAUUAAAGAUUUUGAACCCAAUGAGAUUCUAUUGGGUGAUGGAAAGGGUAUGGUAAAUUACGUUUACUUUUUAUUAUCAGGCAUGUGUCGACUGAUUGAACAUAUGUUAGUGUUUGAAGAAAAACGUUAUGGUAAAAUAAAUUAUCGAUUGUAUGAUUCUGAAAAAUCAGAUAUAUCUAGAAGAAGUAGUAAAAGAGUUAGUCGUAAAUCUAAUGGUGAAAUUAAUUUUCCAAUUAUCAAAAGUUCCGAAAAAGUUCCAGGAGUUAAAGAUUUCACAAAAAAAUUAUUGUCUAAAAAAAUAAAAAAUCCAAUGGAUUUUGAUCGUGAAAGUACAAUUACAACAACAUUACAAGAUGUAGUAAAUCAAUGGCACGAAAUAACAGAUGUUGCGACAGCAUUGAUGCGUAAACCAUCGACAUUGUCUGACCAAACUUAUCCAGGUGUUAAAACUAUUUUCAUACAAAUAUGUGAAUUCCAUCGCGGUGCUUGUUUUGGUUUAGGUGAAGAGAUGCGGAAUCGACGCAUAGUAUCCACAACAUCAGUGCGUUGCUUAUUAAUUCCGCGUUACUGGUUACUUGAACACAAUCAUGCAAAUAUUUGGCAACGAGUCAAAGUAUUUAUGAACUCUAAGUAUCCAACAAGGCAUAAAUUGUUUCAAGAGUUUGUUAUCAAUCGAAAAUGGACCGAGUAUAAAAAACAAUUAUUAGAAGAUGUUAUUAAAAGGAGUAAAAAAACUUGUAAUAAUACAACAAUUCAUGAUGUUCCUUAUUCGAUUCGAAUAAAUUCAACUUCAAACAGUAUAUAAAUUAAACGAUAUGUAUAAUUUUAAAUAAAUUAAUGUUUUAAAUAAUAAACUCAUUAAGAAUUUAUAAAUACACUCGAUUAGAUUAUAAUUAUCAUG
Microplitis demolitor is the source of this 1617-nucleotide messenger RNA. RefSeq lists its product as uncharacterized. The record is from RefSeq and is a predicted model, not a curated record. The transcript has 9 exons. Lineage: Eukaryota; Metazoa; Arthropoda; Insecta; Hymenoptera; Braconidae. The coding region runs from base 1 to 1521 and encodes 506 amino acids.